This is a messenger RNA of Macrosiphum euphorbiae (potato aphid), 1884 nucleotides long. The record is from the annotation of a GenBank genome assembly. NCBI's taxonomy places the organism in Eukaryota, Metazoa, Arthropoda, Insecta, Hemiptera, Aphididae.
AUGAGUGUACUCAAAGAAAAUGUAAAGAAAUUGAAACCAAUUGAGCGAUUUUGUUCAAUUAUAUUUGAUGAAGUGUGCUUGAAUGGUGGACUGCAAUUUAAUUCGACCACUGAUGUUAUUGAUGGUUUUGUUGAUUCUGGAGAUAAUAAGAGUCAACUGCUUGCUGAUCACGCUCUUGUAUUUAUGGUUCGUGGAAUUAAAAAAAAAUUUAAGCAGCCAGUAUCCUAUACAUUUUGCCAAGGAGCUACCAAACAACAUGAUCUUGUGCAGCAAUUGAGAGAAGUAAUUUGUCAAGUCCAAGCAACUGGUUUAUGUGUAGUUGCCACAAUAUGUGAUCAAGGAUGUGCAAAUGAAGGUGCUAUAAAUAUUUUGAAAAAUGAAACUAAAUCAUAUUAUGUAAAACAUCAAAAAGAUUACCGGGAUGACAUUUAUGAAAUUGAAGUUAAAUCUGACGAUGGUGUAGAACGCAUUCCUAUUGUACAUUUGUUUGAUGUACCCCAUCUUUUAAAAUGUACAAGAAAUAACUUAAUGACCAAAGAUUUAUGCUUCUCUUCUGAUGGGGUCAAACGAAUUGCUAAAUGGGAUCAUUUAAGACAAUUGUAUGAUACUGACAGUCUCAUAGCGGACUGUAAAAUGCUUCCUCGUUUGACUGACAACCAUGUUAUACCGGAAAAGGUACCAAAAAUGAAGGUUCGAAAUGCCACACAAGUGUUCAGUCAGCGGGUAUCUGCAGUUAUGAACUUUCUUGCUUCUAAAAAUAUCAUUGACCCAAAAGCUUCUGACACAGCAGCUGCCUUUUUAUUUUUUGAUAAGCUGUUCGAUUCCUUAAAUGGCUCAUUCGAUAAACAAGUUGACGGCAAAAUAUAUAGAACAUCUGUGAAACAAAAUUCCGUUCAUCAUAAACUUUGGCAAGAUAGUUUGAAAAUAUUAUCAACAAUGCAAUUUGUUGGAAAGAAUGGAAAAGCAGUUAGAGUACCAACACUUAAAAAUUGGUCAACAACAAUAAGAGGUUUUCAAACACUGUCGAAAAUUCUUUGGAAUAAAGGAAUAAAAUCAUUACUCCCAAGACAUCUGAAUCAAGAUUCAUUGGAAUGUUUCUUUGGUGCUAUAAGAAGUGUUGGGUGUUCAAAACCAACUUGCAGUAUAUUCAUUUCAUCGUAUAAAACUUUACUUCUCAACAAUUUGGUGUCCUCGCAUUCUCUGGGAGCAAACUGCGAAGAUUUCAAUGAAGACAGUCUGAUGAGUUAUAAACAUUUAUUUUCAUUUCAACAAGAAGAAUAUCCUAAGCCAACUUCCACAUCAUUUGCCUUCCCAGAAAAACAAGUAGCUGAAUCUACGAAGACUACUGAAGAUUUAAGAGAUUUAACGCAUACCUACAUCGCUGGAUAUAUAAUCAGAAAAUUAAAUAAAUGUGUUUUUAAAAAUUGUAAAACUUGUUUACAACAGCUGUGUAGUGAUAAUGCUCUUGAUGAACAUGCAUUAAUUGAAGCUAGAGAAUAUCAGUCAUCAAGACCAUCUUUGAAGUACCCAGCUACUGCAUUCAAAUAUCUAGUUCAAGACAUAAUUUCGUACACAAGCAAAAUGUUGCCUUCAAUAUGUCAUCACUCACAAUUGAGACAAGCACUAAUCACAGACAUAUUAACUAAGUUCAAUGUUAAUAUUCUUCAUUGUUCUAAACAUGAAACAGAUUUCUGUACAAAAAUAGUUAAGUGUAUUGUAGAGUUAAUUAUUAAUCAUUGGUGUACAGAAGUCAAUAGGAUUUUAACGGGAAAACGCAAGAUACGACUAAAUGAAAAUGACCCUAUAUAUUUAUUUGCAAACACAUGGUAUUUAAAACACUCGAAAAAAAAAAUUGUUCAAGGUAAAUAUAACCUAUUACCAUAA